GUCUGCUGCUGCCGUCGCCCCCGCUCAGCCUCCGGUAGAGAACCCAAAGAAAUGGUGUUACCUGGCAAGAGAUCUGCUGUCUUUUGUGAAAAGUCAGACCAAGAGCCCUGAAACCAACAAAAUAAUCAUCGAAGAGAGGAAGAGUUGAGAGAUACAACUUAAAUCAGAAUUCCAAAGUGAGGAAUCAGAACUUUAGCAAGAAGAUCCACCUAUACUGAACCUGAAAUCAGUGGCCAGUGACCCUGGGAUAAGAAUACUUAGAAAAUUAGUCACGUGUGAAGGUAAAAAUGGAAAUCAAAGAGGAAGGAACAUCAGAAGAAGGCCAGCACUUUCUUUCUGUGUCCCAGGCCAACGACACUGGUGGCGCUCAGUUCACAAGUAUCCAGAAGAGUGCAAAUGAACCACAACUAGAAUUCAUCCUUGCAUGCAAGGAUCUUGUGGCUCCUGUCCGUGAUCGGAAAUUGAACACCCUGGUGCAGAUCUCAGUAAUCCACCCCACAGAGCAAAGCCUGACAAGAUAUUCCAGCACUGAAGUGGUAGAGGGAACAAGAGAUCCUCUGUUUUUGACUGGUGUCAUAUUCCCGUCAGAGUAUCCCAUCUAUGAGGAGACCAAAAUAAAACUAACGGUCUAUGAUGUCAAGGAUAAGUCUCGCGACACCGUUCGAACGAGUGUCCUAUCUGAACAUAAUAAGGACUCCCCAUCAGAAGUUGGGCGAAGCUUCUUGGGAUGUGCAAGUUUUAAAGUGGGGGAGCUACUGAAGUCUAAGGAGCAACUGUUGUCCUUGAAUCUGAGAACUUCUGAUGGUGGCAAAGUGGUUGGCACCAUAGAAGUCAUUGCUGUGAAGAUGGGGGAGAUUGAAGAUGGGGAAGCUGAUCAUAUCACGACAGAUGUGCAGGGACAAAAGUGUGCACUGGUAUAUGAAUGUACAGCCCCUGAAAGUGUGAGUGGAAAGGAUAAUUUAUCUUUUUUGAAUGCAGUGUUAAAGAACCCAGUAUGUAAAUUAUAUAGAUUUCCCACCUCUGACAAUAAGUGGAUGCAAAUCCGGGAGCAGAUGUCGGAGAGCAUACUUUCUUUCCAUAUUCCUAAGGAAUUGAUUUCCCUUCAUAUAAAAGAAGAUUUGUGUAGAAACCAGGAGAUAAAAGAACUUGGUGAACUUUCUCCACACUGGGACAACCUAAGGAAAAAUGUCUUGACCCACUGCGAUCAAAUGGUGAACAUGUACCAAGACAUUCUGACAGAACUCAACAAGGAGACAGGGUCCUCUUUCAAAUCAAGCAGCAGCAAAGGAGAUAAAACGUUGGAAUUUGUUCCAGUCAAUCUACACCUACAGAGAAUGCAUGUGCACAGCCCUCACUUGAAAGAUGCUCUGUAUGAUGUCAUUACAGUGGGAGCCCCAGCUGCCCAUUUUCAGGGAUUUAAGAACGGCGGUCUCCGGAAACUGCUCCAUCGAUUUGAGACAGAGAGAAGAAAUACUGGAUACCAGUUUAUUUACUAUUCACCUGAAAACACAGCUAAAGCAAAAGAAGUUCUCAGCAACAUCAAUCAACUACAGCCUCUUAUAGCAACACAUGCAGACCUACUGCUUAAUUCUGCAAGCCAGCACUCCCCAGACAGCUUGAAGAAUUCUUUAAAGAUGCUUUCAGAAAAGACAGAGCUCUUUGUGCAUGCCUUCAAGGACCAGUUGGUCAGGAGUGCUCUUUUGGCCCUCUACACUGCCAGGCCAGGCGGCAUCCUUAAGAAACCGCCCUCUCCUAAGGGCAGCCCGGAACAGGGCCCUCCGCAGGACCAGCCCUCACCGGUGCAAGGGCAGGACUCCAUCCCGCACCACUCAGACUAUGACGAGGAGGAGUGGGAUAGGGUGUGGGCCAAUGUGGGGAAGAGCCUGAACUGCGUUAUUGCUAUGGUAGAUAAACUGAUUGAGAGAGACGGCGGCAGCGAAGGCAGCAGCGGCGACAAAGACGGGGAGAAGGACCUUUCACUGGCAGACUCCACUGCAUCUCACCCAAGGGAAGACUGGUACGAACAGCUGCAUCCGCUCAUUCUCACCCUGAAGGACUGCAUGGGAGAGGUGGUGAGCCGAGCCAAGCAGUCCCUGACGUUCGUGUUGCUGCAGGAGCUUGCCUACAGCUUGCCCCAGUGCCUGAUGCUGACGCUGCGGAGAGACAUCGUCUUCAGCCAAGCACUGGCGGGGUUGGUGUGUGGCUUCACCAUCAAGCUGCACACAAGCCUGCACGACCCCGACUUCCUGCAGCAGCUGCACACGGUGGGCCUGAUGGUGCAGUUCGAGGGGCUGCUGAGCACAUACAGUGAUGAAAUUGGAAUGCUAGAGGACAUGGCUGUUGGCAUUUCUGAUUUGAAGAAAGUAGCAUUUAAAAUAAUUGAGGCCAAAUCCAAUGAUGUCUUGCCGGUUGUAACAGGAAGACGUGAACACUACGUGGUUGAGGUGAAGCUUCCAGCCAGGAUGUUCGAGUCGCUGCCUUUUCAGGUCAAGGAAGGACAGCUGCUGCGCGUCUACCCAGUACUCUUUAAUGUUGGAAUCAAUGAACAGCAAACUCUUGCUGAGAGGUUUGGUGAUGUUUCUCUGCAAGAAAGUAUUAAUCAGGAAAAUUUUGAACUGCUUAAAGAAUAUUACACAGUAUUUAUGGAAAAGCUGCCUCCUGAUUACAUUUCACAUUUUCAAGAACAAAAUGAUCUAAAAGGAUUACUAGAAAAUCUUCAUCAAAAUAUCCAAGCCAAAAAAAGAAAGAAUGUAGAAAUCAUGUGGCUGGCUGCAACGAUUUGUCGCAAACUGAAUGGUAUUCGUUUCACCUGCUGUAAAAGUGCCAAAGACAGGACAUCCAUGUCGGUGACGCUGGAGCAGUGCUCCAUCCUGAGAGACGAGCACCAGCUGCACAAAGACUUCUUCAUCAGGGCGCUGGACUGCAUGAGAAGCAGACCAUCCCAGGGAGCACUGACUGAAUCCGAUGACCCUGAAACAGGCUGUCUAACCGAUAACAAGCCGACGUCUCGACACUUCUACCCUGUCGCCUUGCUGCUUGUCAGCUCUCACCUGCUAGUUGUGUGGCUUAUUUUAAGUCUUGCAUUACUAUUAGCCAAAUACCAAUAAGUUUUAUGUUGCAUUCCUUUCUUUUCUACAAAUGACACUGGACUUUAAAUUAUGGGGAUAAUGCUGUAAUAUUUCUACAUUUUCAAAUUCACAGAACUUUAAAAAAGAAGUUUGAAUUGUGUUUUUCGUUUUUCCUAGAACCUAAAAGACAAAAAGUACUAUGCAUUAAGUGAAUUAUUUUGCUUUUUUGUUUAUAGAAAAGUGUUGUCCCUCUGUUAACUAGCUCACGAAAAAUUUUUAAAUUACUGUCUGGACAAAAACAAAGAGCAGAAUCCUGAAAGCUUGAAGUUCUGAGCCUCCUGUUCCUCUUCCUAUUAAAUGUAUUAAAGAAACUAAGAUUGAAUUUGCAUAACUCAUUCAAACUCUGAGCUAAGUCCUAAGGACAUGGGAGGUUACAGAUUUUAUUUUCACUGUGCUAAUAACAUAGCUGCCAUCUGCUGAUAGAAACUUCUGUUUCAUUUUUUAAAUUAACCUGUGUGCUGUUUUAUUUCGUUGCUACUCUUCACCCUUUUCUGUCCAGUAACUUUCUGGAGAGAAUGGUUAUUUAUGUUUUGUAAUUAAAUUAACCUGUUUGUAACUAUUGUUUAGGUUGAUUUGGCUUUCAGAGUACUUUUCUAUUCUUUUUAACAAGGUCUCCUGUGUGUCUCAACGCACCCAUUUGAGCCCCUGUAACUUUUGUACUGUUCGUGGACAAACACUCUUCCUUUACAAAGAUGAGACUUGGACCAGGCUGUUCAGAAAGCCAUUUCCUCUCUUUGUUGCACAGCUAAAAUAAUGAAGUAAACUAGAGAUGAAACUUUCCUUUAAGAAUCUAUAGGGCCAGACUUAAUAAAUUAAAUGCCUUAUUCCUAGAGCCUACAUCCUUAGGGCUACAUAGAGAUUUUAAUGUGUUUUAAAGACUAUGAAAUUAAUUUGUGGAAAAGUUACAAAAAGGCAGAUAUAUUUAUGAAACUAGGGUGAAGUUGUAUUGUGGAGCAAAUUAUAUUUAAAGAGUUUAUUAAACCUUAAAUGUCUGUUAAGAAUGAAGAGACUUUAAUCAUCUCUUUCCAUAGGCAAUAAUGGUGUUGGGCCUGGCCUAGGAUUUAAUUCUGUAAGAUGUAUCAUCAUUUGUGGAAAAAAAAAUGUAGAGUUGAA
Molecule: messenger RNA, 4241 nt
Organism: Octodon degus (degu)
Lineage: Eukaryota; Metazoa; Chordata; Mammalia; Rodentia; Octodontidae
Gene: Inpp4b
Product: inositol polyphosphate-4-phosphatase type II B
Exons: 26
Coding region: 288-3107 (939 amino acids)
Cellular component (GO): cytoplasm
Molecular function (GO): phosphatidylinositol-3,4-bisphosphate 4-phosphatase activity
Source: RefSeq, a predicted model, not a curated record